AUGACAGACACUUUCGUUGGAAAUCGAGAUGGUGUUUAUGAUCGAACCUCUCCACUAGAGAUGACCCAAGUGUACCCACAGCCCGUGCAACCUGCAACCGAAAUACAGCUCCCAGAUAUCGACGAUAUCUCGCACAUUACGCUUCAUCAGGUAAAAAAUAUGCAUUUGAAAUUUAACUCUCUUCUUGUUUAAUUAAUCUCAUGCAAACAAGCUGUGUUCCAAAAACGUGAAUUGACUGAAUUUAAAGCUUUCCAUGACGGAAAAGAAAUACGUCCUUCGUUCUUAGCACUGAUCAUUUUCGAGAUAAAAGGUUCUUCAACAUAAUGAGUUACCUUAGUACAUUUUUGUUCAACUGUUUUUUUGAUGGUCGAUUUCAUGAUUUACGCUAUUAGCAAACAAGGGAUUAUACCUCAAACAAACCUGACGAGCAAUAAGAUUUGACCUCUUUUAAAUAGGUUUCCAAACUUUUUUCUCGAAGCGUAAUCUCAUGCUGAAUGAAAAUCAGGUGAUCUACGAGCGGCUCGUAUUUUUGUUUAAAUUGUUCUCAGACGAAAAAAGAAUGUAAACACAAUAAUUGUAGUACAUCACUUCAAUAAAUAGAGGAUAUUACAUGGCCGCUUGAGGAUACGAAUUUUAUCUUCUCGUGCUGAAAGUAGACUUGUAUACUUCUCUGUAUGAGAGAUACUUUCAGCACGAGAAGAUAAAAUUCGUAUCCCCAAGCGGUCAUGUAAUGUUCUGUUUAUGUUAUAGAUACUGAUGAAAUUCCUACAUAAAAGACAACUUUUUUUUGUAUUCAUCUUUGAAACAGCAAAAUAGUGCAAUUAAAGUGGUCACCUAUCGCUCUUAAAAAGUAUCGAUGUGAAAAUUUGGCAGCUUAUCGAGAAAGUCACCGGUAACUGUACUGUCUUCGCACCUCGAAGCCAUUUUGUGAAUGAAAUUUCAAAAAAACCGGCCGCGUGCCUGAACGGGAAGCUCUCUUGUAAUUGGCUAAUCAUGUUAGUAACUACGGCGACACCGAUAUCCUCUCACGUGAAAGAUAAAAAUAGUAUCUUCCGCCUGCGCGCGAUGAAGAUUUUAUUUUUUUAGUAAAAGGAAAAGUCGUGGUAUUUCAUCAGUAUCUAUAUAAUAAAAACUCUUUAACAUACCAAGCCGCAGUGUGUAAUAUUCCGUUCAGCACGUGUGAAGCAUCUUACCUAAUUUUACUUCUCAAUUUUUUCCUCCAAGUUCCUUGUUUUUGUUUUGUUCACUUAUACUGAUGAUAUAAUUAAAAUAAUAAUAAUAAUAAUAAUAAUAAUAAUAAUGCUAUCCAUUCACAGUAGAAAGUCUUGUAUUCAAAGCCAACUUGUAACAUUAAAAAAUUAGUAUUGAUUUAUCACGGCAUAGAUUAUUUCUUAUCACUUCUUGGGUAUAAUGGAACAUUUUCUUUUAGUUUUUUAUUUUCUUCUCAGAGUCGUUUUAAUCUUCAUCUAAAAUGACUCUGAGUCAGGUCCCAAAGAUGUUUAUGCCCGCGAAUAAACUCUAUUGUUUUAUUAACUAAAGACCAUUUUUUUAUUGACACCUCAGUUGUCAAGGCAACCUAGGUACUGCAUUUUUGCACUGACUAAAAUUACAUUCUACCGUUUUUUAAGGAUAACAGAUUAUUUGCUACUAUUUUUGCAAGACAAAAACAAUUGUCAGGAAGGAUGUUUUCUAAUACUAGUUGUAACCCUUCUGUGCUAUUUGGUAUUUGAUUCGUUUUAAAUAAUUGCCAAAUAUCACCUUGAACGUGAAAAUUUGUCUAUAUUUUGUAAAAGUGUAUAAUUGAUUAAUGCCUCCUAUGGUACUGAGAAGAAGAAAUGGUUUGAAAAUCAAGGUGUUUUUAGGUUGGCAAUUUUUCUUAUUAUCAAGACCGUAACUUUUGAGUUAGCAGCGACACUGUAAGGAGGAAGUGGAUGCUAGUCACUCAGAUAGCACUUUCGCCAAAUAAACUGGCCAUCCCACCACAUUCAAGUACCUUGUACACUGAUGCUAAAAGGCCUGAGUUAACAUACCAGUUAGGCAAAAAAACUAUUCAAUCUGAAGAAGGGAUGAAAACAUCCAAAUCUGUCCUAGGAAAGGAGGACUUGGUAUAUUUUAAGCUUAGUGGUUACAGUGAAAGAUGUGCUAUUUUGAUGAAUGAUACUGAAGACUUGAUUUGGGCCUAGGCUCUCCUUCUGAAGAGACAAUUGGGUGGGUGGACUUGCUAUAGCUGAUUUCAAAUAAGAAAGAGAUUUUUGCGUGAUGUGACUGAAAACAGUGUUCUACUAAUCAUGUGGUACAGUAUUAUAUUAUGCAAAAGUUGUCGACGAAAUUCCUAGCUAUUCAAGGAACUUUGGUCCGAAACGAAAUUUGCGCGACACUUCGACGAACUUUCGAAGCAGCUAUUGAUUGGUUUCAUCCGAAAUUUCGCGGAUAAAUUCAAUGGGAACCUUAGUGAGUCCCGAAAUUUCGAGGAUCUUUUCGGAGAAAAUUUGCACUUCAUUGUUAACGCAAACCCUAUAGCGCAAGAUGCCGUAACGCCACGACUUCAAAGGUCACGCAUCAGAAAUUAACUCAGAGUAAAUCCGGCAGAAAACUAUAGAAGCCAUAUUCCAGAAAGCUUUAAGUCAAACUAAGUAAUGAAACCGCACUAACCACUGCAAAACGAUGUAAAGCUCUUAACUUUAAAUUUCAACACGGAGAAAAGUGAGACAAGCGUGACUUGAUCGACCACGUGUGAAGGUGGGCUAACACACAUUUUCAUAGCCGGCGUUGAUUACGGUUAAAUUCAUUACGACAAAUUUUAAAAAGAGCAAGAACUAUUUCCAUUUCUAUUUCGAAAGAAUAAUUGACAAAAUUCGGCGAUUUUCGUUUGUAUAACUCUUGCACAGACCAGACCUCAAAUGUCCAUAUUGAGGAGGAAGUUAAAAAAUUGUUUCUGAGUAUGCCUCUCUUAGUCUGUCGCCCAACUUAAAUUCCUUAUCUCUCAUGCAAUGCUUGUUGCUACAGUGUCUAGAACAAAUUUGAAAAACACUUAAUGUGUGGAUAUCUGUAUGUCAAAGUUCUACAAGAAUUUUCAUUACCACUUUUAUUUAGUUUUCUUUUUCUUGUGUUCGUUAUUCUUAUGUGAAACGAAAGCAGUGCUCUCCUUUUGAGACAGUGACUAUUUCAAUUUAUCACAUGUACUACCUCUUAUUCCGUUUUAAAUCUCUUGGAGUUCUUGAAAGUUCGAACAACCUGUCAUACUUGAAAUAAGGGAGAACACUGAAAAAGAUAAAAGCCAAACUGUUUUAAAAAAUUUUAAGCCUUACAUUAGUUAAAGCUCAGCAGCGGGUACAAAAUCGAGCGGCAACUUUUUAGGGCCUUGCCUAAGCCUUACCUGUGAGUAGAAAGCAAGGAGCUAAAACAGAAGAUUGGAAUCAAAGAAUGAUUGAUAUUCCACAUUCACUUUUGCGCAAAAUUAUUAGAGUUAAUUUUAAUUAUUAUGAAUAGUGUGUUGUAUUCAUUUACAGGCUGCAAGAGAUGGUAAAACUAACAUCAUCACGCAAAGACUUACCAAACUUGCAUCAAAAAACCCAGCAAGAUAUAAAAAAGUAAUAAACAAGAGAGAUGAGGAUAACACCACACCUUUACACUAUGCUGUACGAUAUGGACAGGAGGAGGUUGUCAAAGUGUUGGUAGAGCUUGGAGCGGGUAAUUUUUAUUAAGUUUUCUACGUAUGGCAUGAGGACCAGCAAUUGAAAUUUGGAAAUUAUCAUGAGACUUAGAGAACUGCAGAAACUGAUAACUUUGAUGGAAUUUUAUUGUUUUCCAAAGAUAAAGGCCAUCAGGCAUGAGAAAACUUACCUGAAAAUGGCAACAGUGAUUAUUUUGGAGUUUUGAGGUUUCCUUGCUUGUUCUUAACUUUACUGUGAUUGGACAGCAUGUGUUGUGCUUACGUUUUUCACAGACCUAGGUCCAGUUGUAUAAAGGGCAGGUAAUGUUAUCCAAUGGGUAAAUUGCUAUUCAGCGAAUAAGUGAUGGCAAAAUGUAUGGUGUUAUCCACCAUUUAGAGAUUUAUCUUGUGGAUAGUAAUAUCCGACCUUCAAACAACAGGGACCUGAAGUAUACGCUUUGUAUGUUACUAAUGUAAGAAAGAGUUGUCUUACAUUCAUUUAGAAUAAUUGCUCCUUUGAUUAGAAAUGCACAUGCUCUAAGGAUUGUGUCAUAUCUUGUUAUUAUCACUUCAAGGUGAUUGUAGUAGGAGGGCUUUAUUUUGAAAUGGCUACCUCGCAUUUUGUCAGUAUCAUUGAGGAAUUCAUGAAUCCAACGAAGAAAAUUGAUUACUGACGAGCACAAAAGAUGCCAUUAAGUUUGGAGUAACGUUUUUCAAAAGAACAAUAUAAAGUUUUUGCUGAUUGAAUUAAAUUAAACAGGCGCUGUUAAAUAAAAAUGGAAAUUGGCUCUUUUUCUCAAGAAGGGUAAUUCGAACAACAGAAACGGAAUGGUUUCAUCAUCAGAAUAUUUAAAAAAGAAUUUGAAAGCCCCUAAGCAAUUAUAAUAGUUAAGAACAAUUAUUUGUAAAAGGCAAAAUGAUUUUUUUAGCAUUCCCAUGGACUUCAUCUUGAGAAUUAUUCAAUAAUAUUCACUUUGCCUCAGACAAAUAGUUUUUAAUUAAUUAAGGAGUGUAGGUCUUAAUCACCUUAGGACUUCCUUAUCUACAUGUAUGCCCCUGCUCUAACAAGUAGGUUCUCACCAUCCUAAUCUUAUCUUUUUGAUAGAUAUUAACAUCCCUGGAGAAGAUGGAGCAUCUCCCUUGCAUUACGCUGCAAGAUUCCGAGCAAACUUACAAGUGUCACAAGUGAAUGCUGGUGGCGAAAAUGGAACAGUUCCUGAUGGAGUAGUAGAAAGUAACAUAGGUGUUGUAGCUGCACCUCUGACACAUGCCAUCAGCUCCAGUAGUCUUCUUGUAGAAGUGAACCAAGCUAUGUCACAGGUCUGAAGAGUAUAUGUUGUAGUUGAUUCAAAUGAAUUUUGGAUAAAAUUUUUAUGAUGGACAGUGAGUGGUAAAUAUCUUGACAUGCAUGUACACCAUCAAUUUAAUAUGUUUUGUUAGUUAAUAAACCACACAACACAGGUGGAAGGGCACAGCCAAGAGGGGUUCUUGUGGUGCCGGUGAUCCCAAGGUAAGCCUUUAUCUGAGCAAACAACCUGCAAUAUCCAGGUGGCAAAAAUGCCAUGACGAUCUCUUGGCCACAAAAGCCAUUGUUGAAAAGCCCACGUUUUGAAAUAUGUUUUGUAUCAAAGUAUUUUCAUCAGUGACUCUUUUAUUUACUCAAUAUGGGCCUUCAUGCUAUGUUAAUAUGAGCCCACUGAAACACAAGGGGGCACUCAGCUUACUUGUUAAUAAACUUCAUGCUUAUGAAUAGGAUGAAAGAAAAAGAUUACCAAAGAAAUAACCCCUAAAAUUGAAUUUUCUAUUGUCUCUAUUGUCUAAAUAUUUCUAACUUAAAAUGAAAUGCAAUGGUACCACACUUACUGUAUGUUGCCUCCUUUGCAACCUUUGUUUGGUCCUGUCACACAACGCCCUCUAUUCCCCCUUUGAGAGAGAGCGGGCAUUGUGUGACGAGACCAAAUACUGGUUGGAAAAGAGAGAAAAUCCAAAUCCUCCAACAGAGAGAAAAUCAAAACUAUUCGUCUAUAGUUAGUUACCUCAAAAAUAUUAUUUCACGUAAUAUCAAUUACUACAUAAAGCAAACUGAAACUCUGUUGAAGCUCUAAUAGACCUUAGCCAAAGAUACAUUGCGAUCUCGCAUGGGUGAAGAUACAUUAAACAAAAGAAAAGGAAAAUAUUUCAAAGAGGGCUCCUUGAUUGGUUGUUGCCUAACUGAACUUUGCCCUCUAAGUGUGAAAUACGUGAUAAAAUGCAGGUUGUUUUACAAGGAAUUAACAUGCAAUUGGGUUAAGUCCAAGGUAAGCUUAAAGUGACUUUAAAUCAUAGAAAAAGUUAAACGUGGAAAUGCAUUGAAAACUCAAUAUCAGUAGCAUUUUGUUCCAUGUGAAUUUUUUCCAGUGGGGCUGGACAAUGCAGUUAGAAUAUGUGAUAAAAUGCAGGUUGUUUACAAGAAAAUGACGCGUGAUAGAGCGAAGUCCAAUGUGGCAAAAUGGAAUUUUAUUGGUGGAAUACAAUUCAAGCACAUGAAAAAUUACCUAAUGUUCAUGUAGUGCAAUGAUUGCAUAUGUUCUGAUUGGACUAAUGGACGUUGUUUUCAUGGUAUGUGAUAAAAUGUAAGUUGUUUGGCGUGUGCGUUGUGAGUAAAGAAUUUAAAUUUUACCUUUCAUAUCCUAAUGAAUCUUGACCUUAAUCAACGAGGCUCUCACGAAGGCCACAAUUACUAUUACACGUAUCCAAUGAGUCCAAAAUUUCUGGUUGAUGUCAUUCUUUGUGCACAUGACAUCAUUUAUGAGAAAACAAUACCCAAAUGCUGUGAUUGGUGCAUGAUAUUUAAAUGCAGCAGUCUGAUUGGUGAUAGCAACAUACCACUCUAUACGCAAACAUAGUUAUUUUAUAAUAAAAAAUAACUAAAAAAUUAUGCCCAAAUGCUGUGAUUGGUGCAAGAUAUUCAAAUACUAUGAUAUAUGAUUGGUGUGAGAUACAUACCUUAAUACAGCAAUCUGAUUGGUGAGAUCGAGAUACAAACCUUAAUGCAGCAAUCUGAUGGGUGCGAGAUACAUACCCUAUGACCAAGAUAGGAUACAUACCCUAUGCCCAAAUGCUGUGAUUGGUGCAAGAUACUCAAAUGCUAUGAUAUAUGAUUGGUGUGAGAUAAUAUCUUAAUACGGCAAUCUGAUUGGUGAUCAAGAUACAAACUCUAAUGCAGCGAUCUGAUGGGUGCGAGAUACAUACCCUAAUGCAGCGAUCUGAUAAGUGUGAGUAACAUACCACUUUAUACGCUGACAUAGAGUUAUUUUUUUAUGAAAAAAAAGAACUAAAAAAUCUAAAUCUUGAUAAUUGUGACUUUCAGGCAAGUUUGAAUAUAGAGUUGAAAUGAGUUUUAAAAAUUUGCGUAAUCAACACUGUCUCAAGUGCAACUGUGUUUAUGGAUGAGACAAAAUCUGACCAGUGGUCGGUGGUUCUUGGGCAAAAUAUUUUACUCUCACAGUGCCCCUUUUCAUCCAGUCUUGGGCAAAAGAUUUUACUCUCACAGUGCCUCUUUUAAUCCAGUCUUGGGCAAAAGAUUUUACUCUCACAGUGCCCCUUUUCACUCAGAAGUGUUAACGGUCAGGGCAGCCUGACGAAAUGCUGGGGGUGAUCUUGUGAUAUACUAACAUCCCAUCCAGAGGGGAGUAAUGAAACUUCUCAUUGCUUAAUGCUAAGGAAACUGGGAUAAGCUCAAGCAGGGUGAGCCAAUUGGCUCAAAUAAAGGUUUAACCAGUUUACUUAGUGUAAAAGGAGAAGCAAGGUUGUUGAAAGUACACUCACCCCUGAAAUGAACAAUCUUUUUCUCAGGAUAAGCACACCACUAUUAAAUACUGACAUAUUCAUCAAUUUUAACUAUUGUAUGUUGACUCUGGUAAUAGUAACUUAGAAAUUUGAUACUGAAAUGUUUUCUCUUCUUACAGAUUUCUUCAGUGGAUGAAUCUCUAAUUCAUUUUUUUGUGAAUGAACGCAAAGGGGAUGUCAAUAUUAAAGAUUCCUAUGGAAGCACCCCUCUUCAUUAUGCGGCAUCAAAAAGCAAUGUAACUGCUAUAAAAGAACUGUUGAAUAGUGAUGGGAUAAAUGUUGAUGUAAGUUUUUCUGGACAUGUUCAUGUAAAUGUUUUUUUAUGUUGUGUAACUUAAUAGACAAAUGUGGAAGAAGAUUACUUGGAUUUAGGGUUUUGGAAUUGAUCAGUUUUGACAGUCUAGGCCACUUGGCUUGUAAGACACAACCUCUGGUAAGCAUAAAGUUCUAUGUGACAGAAAGUUCUAAAUUAUUGUAUGUCUAUAUCUUACAUACUGACAGGCGGCAGAUGCCAGUGGAUCCACACCUCUUCAUUGUGCUGCUACUGAAGGUAAUGUAGAAAUUGUCAAGGCAUUACUGGAAGUAGGAUCUGAUCCGAGGGCAAAGGAUUAUGAGGGAAUGACACCAAUUCAUUUCGCCUGCACUUAUGGGAAUCUAGAGACUGUGGAACUUCUAUUUGAGCAUGCAGAAAGAAAGGGUGAUCUACUUGAGAUGUUAGAGGACAGAAACAGAGAAGGUGAAACAGCACUUCAUUCUGCAGUGGGAGGUGGUCACAUUAAAAUUGUUGAAAUGUGUUUGAAGAAAGGAGCAAAGGUGAAAGCAAGACGGGGUAACCUUGCACAGCCAUUACACAUUGCUGCCAUCAAUGGAUAUGUCAACAUUGCAGAAUUAUUGGUCGCUCAUAGGGCCAAGAUUGAAGCAAGGAAUGCAUACCAUGUGACUCCAUUACACAAAGCUGCUGCCUUUAAUAAGAUUGAGAUGGUGGCUUUUCUUCUUGAAAAGUAAGAUUAAGAAAGGUUAAUAGAUAUGUAAAGUAUAUAAACGUUUCAUAUUUCAUAUUAAAGUUCACACGGCAACCAGGUGGACAAUCAGACAUGGUUUGAUGCUACUCUGGUUUGCAGAUUUAAUGAAUGUAACCGAAGAAGUUACAAUUCAUAGACCCAAUGUCUCGACACUCCUGUCUAGUGCCUUCAUCAGGGGUGAUCUAAACGCUGCAACAGGAGGUCCUUUUAUAUGAUCACUAAUUAGCGGCCUUUUUUCUGACGAGGUGUAAAUAGGCGUCAGGAAGCAAACAGCCAUAAAGGAGCGUGGGCGGAGUUAAUAUGCCAAGCCUCCAAACAAAAGCGCUGGUGGUAACGCCGAUUAGUGGUGAUAAUUUUAGAAAUAUCCCAUCCAAUUGUAUGGUUAGUUAGGCAUGUGUGCUCCGAUAAAGCCGAAUUUUCCUUUUUGCAAAAGAAAACCGCUUUUUGAUGCUCUUUUAAACGUGUACCAAAUCGGAUACGCGGAAAUGAAGCGAAGCGCCUCCUGUCACAUUUGAAUUCAGUGGAGCCGUCGAUCCAAUUCACCCUUGAGCGUGAAAAGGAUAGAAGUUUGCCCUUUCUUGAUUUAAAUGUGUCCAGAGGGGUUCAGGGUAAUUUAGAGACAAGUGUCUACUGUAAACCUACCCACACCGACAAAUACCUCGCUUUCGAUUCUCACCACCCUAUUUGCCAUAAAAAGUCUGUAGCCAAAACUUUACUUAGGAGGGCUGACUGUCUACCAUCUUCACUCGAUUCGAAGGCUGAGGAGAGGAAAUAUGUUUCCAAUGACCCAAAGGCAAAUGGCUAUACGAAAACCUUUCUCCGUAACUGCCAAAAACCAGUUACAACCAGUAAUGCUCUUGAUGAAAGGGAACCAGCCACUGGUUUUGCUGUUAUUCCUUACAUUAAGGGUGUUACGGAAACCAUCAAGAGAAUUUUGAAUAGCCACAACGUUAAAGUUGCUCAAAAAACCUUUUCGGACUUUGGGGCAUAUUUUCGCUAAACCUAAGGAUCCUGUCACGAAAGAACAACGAACCGACGCCAUUUAUUCUAUUCCUUGCAAUGACUGUGAUAACGAAUACAUCGGACAGAUCAAACGUCAGUUUGGUACACGUUUAAAAGAGCAUCAAAAAGCGGUUUUCUUUUGCAAAAAGGAAAAUUCGGCUUUAUCGGAGCACACAUGCCUAACCAUACAAUUGGGUGGGAUAAUUCUAAAAUUAUCACCACUAAUCGGCGUUACCACCAGCGCCUUUGUUUGGAGGCUUGGCAUAUUAAAUCCGCCUACACUCCUUUAAAUCGUGACGAUGGCGGUUUGCUUCCUGACGCCUAUUUACACCUCGUCAGAGAAAAGGCCGCUAAUUAGUGAUCAUAUAAAAGGACCUCUUGUUGCAGCGUUUAGAUCACCCCUGAUGAAGGCACUAGACAGGAGUGUCGAAACGUUGGGUCUAUGAAUUGUAACUUCUUCGGUUACAUUCAUUAAAUCUGCAAACCAGAGAAGCAUCAAACCAUGUCUGUUUCAUAUUUCCUUGAUGAAAACUUUUCCAAACCAGUAAAUUGAUUUUGCUGUUUCUCAGAUCUAUUACCAUUACUUGUGACAUAGGAAAGAAACUUAAACUACAGUGUAGCCUGAAAGUUUUAAACUAAAGGAAAUUCUACAUCCAAACAUGCACAUCUUGAUAAUAAUCCCCUGGAGUAGUUAUAAUCAACAUGAUGAUUAAAAUUGGGUCAUUUAGAGAAAUUUUAGAUUUAUGUUUGGCUUAUAACUGCAUUGAAGGGUCACAGUGUCAUUAAUGGCACUAUACAAAAGGAGGCUAAUCUUUGCAGUGGGUCAGAAUUUGAGGUGGAGCACAUGUGUAAACAGAGACCUGUGCCUGCUGGACAUGGUAUAGCUUUAGUUAUCACAUUUUUGUCUAAUUGCACCAGGUUAAAUUACUUUAUUGAACAAUACAUGUACCAAAAGGUUUUUAGAAACCCAACUUAAAUGAGAACAAUUUAAAUCUUUCUCUUGGUACAGAGGUGCUGAUAUUGAUUGCCUUGACAAGGAUAACUACACUCCCUUGUUGGUUGCUGCAUCAGAAGGACAUACAGACGUUGUGUCAAAACUGUUACAUGAAGGUGCAGAUUUACAAGUAAAGGACAUCCAUGAUAAAACUGCUAUUUUUUUGGCUGCUGAGAAAAACAGAGUUAACACCUUAAAGGUAUGUUUUAUACAUUUUAUCGCAGCUUAGCAUGUUUAGCUUAAUUUAACUUUUAUUUCUUUAUCAAUAUUUUUCUGGUAGAUCGAAUCAGAGAAUCAAGCUUCACCAGGAUUAUAUAAUGUUUCUAAUGUUCAUGUUUUAUCAUUAGUUUUGCUGCAGCACUAAUAUUCUAUGGUCUGUAGCUUUGAACUUGUCAUCUGUCACAAAUUAAUGAAUUUUUUUCCUCAUUCUCAAUCUCCUCUCCUUUACUUAAUAUUUUUUGUUUACUGUUUUAAAAAGAAACAACACUAACCCUCUGAAUUGUGCCAUUGAUUGUUACAUUUUUUAACCGAGAGGUAUAUACAAUAACCGUGAAUAAUUUCACAACUUUUUGUUAGGUAAUCCUAGAGAACGAAAACGCCAAAUCUUUGAUCAAUGAGAGUGAUCAACAUGAAAACACUCCACUCCACGUUGCUGCUAUGAAUGGUUAUGCCUCUGUUGUUCAGGUGAGACUAAGUUCUGUGUGUAGCCAACACUAACUGACAUUUACUUACAUUUUUGAUCGAGUAGUUUAUCAUUUUUGUACUGUAUUUUUGAGAAAAGCCCUCUUGCUUGGGCUGCGUAGUCUCUGCUAAUUCAACUCUGUUUAGUGUAGACUACACAAGUGUACAUGUAGGUAAGAGUACAUUAUGUUUUUAGGUUGAUGUACAUGUAGGUGAUCGAGCUGUGACAUAGUUAUUAUUACCUUAAUUUUGAUUUUUUUUUUUAACUUUUUUAUGAUGACUCUUCACAACAUUGAAUAGGCAUUAUUGGAUAAUAAAGCAAAGAUAAAUGCAAGGAAUGAAGAUGAAGACACCCCUCUACAUCUAGCUGCAAAAAAUGGAAAAAUAAGGUAUACACACAGCAAUUUAAAAAAAAUUUCUUCCAUUUCGGUAGGUUUUGGUAGGAAUAUGUUUCUUUGGAUUAACUAUAUUUUGUUAUGCCUGUUUUAAAUACAAUUUUAUAAUUAUUGUUGUUAUUGAGGUUACUCUUUCAAGAGCAUCGAUUUUUCCACGGACAUUGUGGCACACAAUGUGAAACUUUUGUGGUUCAAGUAAAUAUAUUUGUUAUAUUAGGGAGUCUUUUGUGUUUUUUGUGUGCUGUAAAACCAAAACCAAAGUAACCACUUUGGCCAAUCAGAAGAAAAAAAAAAGCCUAAAAGAGCCAAUUAAGUUGAAAAAAAGCAAACUUCCUAAAGCGCGGGAAAACGUGAGUGAACAAGUCAUGAUUGGUUUUAGUUUUGCUUCUGAUUGGUUGACAGAGUGGCGCGAGGUUUCUGGAUCAAUCACGGAGUGAAGUGAGACAAAAUCAAUGCAAUGUUAGAUUACUUUUGACACUCAAUUGAAAAAAAUUGCUCUGAAUUAAAAUGAUAAUGAUCUUCCCUCUCCUAGGACUGUUCUCGAGCUGAUAAAUAGAGAUCGUAACGUUAUAAACGACCGAGAUGAAGCAUCAAACACAGCCCUUCACUUGGCAGCCAUAGAGGGUCACAUAAAGUGCUGCAACGCUCUGUUAGAAAAUGGAGCUGAAGUGGAUGCUAGGUGUGUAGAAAUACCAUGAGUCCAGAGGUUACCAGUCGUUUCGUGCCCAGAGUUGCUUGCGCCGAGAAAAAAUUUUCUUUUCUUUUUGUCAAGCUCACCUCGAUCAACUAAAACAUUUUUUCUUACUCGCCAAUUAUGGUUAGAGAGUUGGAGUACUCAGUGAGACUCACAACUCGGUAAGAGUUGUUGCCGCCCGCUUCUUUCUGAUAAACUUGCUUCAAACUAGAAUGAAAGAAUUUUUUAAAUACUCUUUGUUUGGAAAACUUUAUAGAUAUUUUAACAGUUUAAACUUCAAGAAAUUUGACCGGAAUACUGAAAGUGAGGCUAAAACCUUUGAUUUACAUCCUUAAGCAAGGUGACCCUUUUCAUUCUCUCCUUUUUAUUUACCGAAUAUAGUCACAUAAACAAGUGUUUUAUCUUCCUCAAGGAACGCCACAUUGUGGACGCCCCUGGAUUGUGCAGCAGCUAAAGGUCACUUAAAAGUAGCAAACAUCCUGUUGGACUCUGAUUCACCUGUCGAUCCUAUUGAUAAGAUCAAGGUAAAGGAUAAUGUUAAAACAAAGAAACAUUCUAAGCAACCAUUAAUCUUUUUGUCAAGUUUGUUUCUUAAGUUUUACAAAAAAAUAGAUUUCUUAAUUUUAUAUUCAAGGUCACCCUCUGACCUCUGAGAGUGACUAGCAUCUAAAUUCUCCUAACAAUAUUACCCCAUCAAUCACAUAGUUAGGUCAGAGAAUUAAGGAAAUGAUUACCAUCGAAAGAAGCUUUUGAUUGUUGAACAAAUUUUCCUUGUGAGCACCUUAGGAAAUGGAGAACAGUAUAGAGAAUAUUCAUACUGAUGUUAGACCAUGAAGGGUUGAACUGUUAAAAAUAACUAUGAUUUUCCUCAAGGAAGUGGAGUCCUUAUUGUAAUGACUUUAAAACUCUCAGCACCCCAUGAGGGUAAAAAGGCCACUUAAGAAUCUCUUUAUCGUUUUAGAAAAGUACUCAUUCAUUGCCCACGUACACUCUGCUUUAUGUGACUCGUGUUUCUUUUACAGACCACACCUUUACAUUUGGCCGCAAAAGAGGGCCAUGCUGAUAUGGUGACACUCCUGCUGUCCAAAGGUGCUGACAUUACACUAACAGACCUGAGUGGAAGAAACUGCCUCGACUUAGCAGCAGAUCACAGCCGCAAGUGAGAACCAAUGCUUUUUUAACUUAAUAAAAAUCAAAUGACAUGGGUUCGCACGCAGUCUCGUGUAUUUUUUUUCGCGCGCACAUUCUCACACAUUACGCGCGCUUGACGCGCAGAUAGGAGCUACUUUACUCGCAAGCGGCACUGUAUAUGUGAAGUGGCACACUCGGAUGCGCUUCGUGUGACGUUCUUUUCUUCUUACCACACUUUGACGUCAUCCGUGAUCUUUUACUUAACAGAAGCAUGGCGACAUGGAAUCAAUUUUUUUAAAGGGAUUAUGAGUUACGUAACCAUCAGACAGAAAGCUGCAAUGAAGCAUUAUAAUGUAAAUUCUGAAGAACUCCUGCAGCCGCUCAACUUGCCUUCCUGCUGAUGAUUUCGCGCCCAGCGUGGCCAUAGUUUGUCUAUGGUAAUUCAUGGCCAUUGAUCUAAUGUUUCUGUUGUUUUGUUAUUACAAAUGUACCUGUUUCCUUGUGUCCAACAGGGAAGCAGCCAUGGCCAUUGUCAACGAUGAAAAUUGGAUCGAUGUUCUAAAGAACAAAUCAUGGGAACAGAGUCACGUCACCACUUCAUUGAGAAAACUGAUCAUUAAACUUCCUUGUACGUCGACUCUUAAUCUUAUUCAGAUCUUUAAGCAGGGUGUAAACAAGCUACAAAAGAACGUUUUCUUUAUUUGCGUUCAGUUCGGUUCAGGACUUUCAAACCUUCUCAUGUUCUUCCUCUGAGCUCCCGCAGAGGCUCUUUGGUCGGUAAACCGAUGGAAUGUGCGACUUACUUGCAGUGCUGAAGAAAUCUUGACACUUGUGAUUUUGUGAAUGCUAACCUUGUUGAUAGUCGUUUAUGAGGAAUUUUGUAGUUUCGUUGAAAUAUUUUGAUUUGGUGUUUGCAAGGAAUACAAGUGAUGAAGGGUAGAUAAAUAUCAACGAUAUUUAUAAAUGUAAACAAAAAAGGAGUGUAUUACAAUUAAAGAAAUUCUUCUGAACUUUCCCUUUCUACACUCAGCUGUGGCAGAAGCAGUCUUCAACCGUUGUGUCAAAGAAAGUAACCACCAUGUCGAAGACAAGAAGUACGAGUUGACAUUUUACUAUGGGUUUUUAGAAGAUAUCUUCUUGGACUGGUCAGAUGGGGGCGAUGCAGCUUCGGAGAUGUCCAGUGUAGCGAGCUUUUUAAUAGAAGACGUCGAAGAGAAUGAGGAGUUUAGAAAGAUUCAAGGGUCAGCUGGUGUGGUUGAAGCUGUGACUCAGUUGGAGAAGAAGGAUAGUCAUCCUCUUAUGAUUAUGGUAAAUUUACGCCUUUCUGUGUUCUUUUAAAUGAGUUGUUUGUCUUCGUAUAGUAGUGCAAGACAUGGUUGGUGUGCAGCGGAAAGGAAGGAGGUUCAAUGAAAGGGGUAAGGAAGGGGUAGAAAGAGGGGACUGGGAGUUAUCCGGAGGAAGAAAGAAUAACCAACUAGAAAGCAUGUUUAUUCCCUAACGGCGUCGUUGAUAAUGCUUAGUUUGGCUCAAGAGGAAGCUUUUCUGUUGUGUGCAUGGACCAGUAAAGAAGAAAUGGCGGGAGUUAUAGGGAUGAAGGAAUAAUGCAAAGAAGCAAACAUUUUAGGGAUAAGGAAUGGAGGGAAGAAAGGAAAGAUGCACAAGUGGACUGGAUGGAUGGAUAAAGGAAGAAAGGAAGGAAGGAAGAAAGGAAGGAAGGAAAAGAGCAAGAAUUAAAGGGAGGCAGGGAGUCCGAGAGGGAGGGAAGGAGGGGUGGAAAGAAAAGAGUAGAAAGAAGGGAGGGGGAGGAAAAAAAGGAAGGGAAGGUUUUUUUAGUCCCUUUGAUUAAUCUGAUGACCUUAAAUUGUUAAUUUUAGGUGAAGAACAAACGUGAACAGUUGCUUGGCCAUCCUCUUGUCACGUUUCUGUUAGAUUACAAAUGGAAGACGUUUGGCAGGUACAUUUAUUACUUCAAGCUGGCCCUCUAUGGCUUGUUCCUGUUGUUUUUGACUGGUUACACUGUUUACAUGACUGAGCAUGGCCCAGUUUGUGCCAAUGAAACUGUUGUUGACAAAGGGACUGCGGACGAGAGCUCUGCUCGUUACAUCUUGUGGAUAAGCGUCGGGCGUAUAGUGAUACUGGCGCUAGCAUCGAUGCAUAUUCUUUCUGAGGUAGGAUACUUGUUACUGAUUGUUUAAAGCAGUAUUAGAAUUUUAAAGUAAGCAAAAUUGAUAAAUAGAAAUGUAAUUUAAGGUUCCUCAUUCCCCCUUCCCCCCCUCCUACGUAUGCCUCUAGUUGUAAUUUUCUAAUCCUCCUCGCGUCAAGCCUGUGGUCUCAAAUUGUCGAGCUAAAGUUCGUUUCUGUAAUGGUAAGUGGCACACUCCGUGCAUGAAACGUAAGAAAGCGAGGAUUUCUUGUUACUUAAGCCCCGUUCAAACAGUCAUGACAGUUGAUGAUAGUUUCAACUAUCACAUGCGUUUUAACACGAACAAUUAUCAACUAUUAUGUAGUUUGGGCAUGUUCAAAUUUUACAUGAUGAUAUUUAUUGCCGUUUGAACGAGCAGAUGAUAGUGAAUGAUUGUUUUUCCGUCAACAGUUUUGCCAAAAACGGGCUUAAACCGAUAUGGAAAAUGGUAAAAUGACUAAAGCAGCCGUAAAAAUUUCGCAGAAUGUCUCGUGGUUCAUUCUCAUCAUUUCCUGGUAGGCUUCAGUAUCUUCAACUCGCAACCUCAUGUCUAAAAUUUCAAAAUGUCACUGAAAUUGCUGACCUCAGCGCGCACCAUAUUUAUUCACAAUUACACGAUCUCUUGACUGAUUUUGUCAGCUAUCACCGACUAUCGUGAACCGUUUGAACGCCAACAUGUUAGUCAAUGAUAGUGAGUGAUAGUUGAAACUAUCAUCAAGAAUCAUGACCGUUUGAACGAGGCUUUAGUCUUAAAGCACGACGACUUUUGAAGUAAAGUGAAUCUUCAAUUUGUAGAUAAACGUAACUUGUGGGUUAAGGAAUUCUACGAAUGACACAACCAAAGGAAUAUUAUGCAAACAAAGAGUUACAGAAUAUCGAUGAAAGUAAAGAAAGUGAAAACAAAAGAAUUUAAUGAAAAUGCGACCAAGAGCAAAAAUGCCAAUUCUUAAUGACUAAAGUCAAAUAAUUUUGGCGGCAACCUUCCCUCUAUACUCUGUUGGCGAAGACUGUCCCCCCCCUGAGAACUAAGUGAUCCUCCCUCAAAUCCUCCACACCCCCCUCCUGGUGAUGAAUAGUGACAGGUCUCCUACAUAUCGAAAGUAGGUCAGUGAUGUAAAUAUAUUAGUUUUUUCUCUUUUUUUCUUUUGCAUCUUCUAAUUCGAUAUUCGUGGCCCCCUACAGUUGUUCCAACUCGUGUAUCAGCUCAGGCGGUAUUUCUCUUGGGAGAACCUUUUGGAGUGGGGUGUGUAUGCGCUAGCCGUUGUCAACGUAGCUGAUGAUUUUCAAGUGGAUUUAGUCAGGAGGUACGUGUCAGAGAUAAUCCAAGGUUGGGUGAAGUUUCAGAAUCACAUGUUGACAUGGUCUGCACUUAAAAACCCUGUUGUACUUUGUUAGUGAACGCUUUUUGAUUUCGUGUUGUAAAAUUGUAACUCAAGUGUUCUAACUUCUAGUGUCCAAAACCGAAAAAUGGACAGCAUUUCUCCCCCAACCCCCCCCCCCACCUCAAUUCUUGACUCGACGUGCUCAAACUUGCCAGUUUCUUUGCUUCACUUUGCAGCUGUUCGAAGGCGAAAAAAACCAUCGGAGCCUUAUCAAUCUUUCUAGCUUGGAUGGCUUUGGUGUUAUUUAUCAGAAAGUUUCCAAAGCUUGGUAUUUACGUGGUGAUGUUUACAAGCAUUCUCUACACAUUCACGAAAUUCUUCAUGAUCUUUGUGCUGUUCCUCGUCGCCUUUGCGCUUUCGUUUUUUACGCUGUUCUAUGAUCCUCAGGUGAGCUAGAUCUCUUCCAAAUCCACACAGAUACAUACAGGCGUUGGAGUGUGUCAUUUAACAGUAAUAACUUUUAAUCUUUCACAACAGUUAUAGAAGUUUUCGCACGCCCGUCGAUGUGUACUACAAUUUUCAACAGCGAUUUUCGGAUUUUGUGUUUCCGUCCGAUUCCAGACGGUUAAACCCUAAUUUGGACGGUUCGUACUCUUUUCGUACAUGUUUCGGACAGUUUGCAGUACAAGCUGGGCCGCUAGUCCUGCAAUAACCAGUAAGACUUAGUCUAAACCUGGUUUCCAAACACGGAAAUAAAAGCGUAGUUACUUCAUCCAAAACAAAAUGAAUUUUAUGUCAUUCAUCUAUGGACCUCAGGUACAUCAAAUCAUGAUACAAGAUUGUAAGGGAGGAAAUUACGUCAUUUUUAUGGUAGACACUUUCGUCAAUGAUAAGCUCGCGAGAAUUUCUUCAGUAACAGUGAAAUUAAGAAAAAAAUCCUUGUGCUUUGUACAGUCAACUGGGAAGCUCUUAGCCACUUCCUACGGUCUGUUUAUUAUUAUUUUUUGAACAGUGUAAUGAAGUAGUUGAGCAGGUCUCACUUUAUACAUUAAUGAAAGUUGUAAUUUAAGUUUUUUCGUUUUCUUUCCCCUUCGUUAUUUAUUAUUUCGUUCCUACUGAAUUGCGGCAAGGCUCAAACAUUCACUUAAGUUACGUCAAAAUGUUUAAUGUUCUAUUGGCGCAAUGAAGGAGUAUGCUCUGACAUAUUAAUUCUUAAGGAAUAAACAAUUUUUUCAGAAAAAUGCAAUAAACGUCUUACCCGAAAUUUUGAGUUUUCAUCAUGUAAAUCUGCCUUUAGGGGCUAAAAUCCUAUCUGGCUCAAAUAAAGCCACUUCGUGACAAGGACCCUCUUCCCUCACCUUCCAAAAUCAUUCAGUACUCACACAAAUUAUCCCUUGCACAGCAAAGCAUCCGUGCGUUUGGGGAGCCCGGCCGUGCUAUCGUGAAGACAGCAGUGAUGAUGAUUGGAGAGUUUGACUUCGACGACUUAUUCAACUCGCCAGACCAGGAUGUUCCUGAUGUCGCGUGGUUUAUUUUUAUUGUCUUCUUGAUUAUCAUGACUCUCAUCUUGAUGAACUUAUUGGUGAGUUUCCUCGUCUUCGUCUUGAUUAAUUCUGACCACUCUUGAUUAUACUCAGGGCUUGCUUGACAUGCCCAUUCUCCACUAGAACAGGGUGUAUCCUAGAAGUGUCAACUAAAUUACAACCGAAUCCUUUUUUAUUUUCACAAGAACAGUCUGUAUAACACGCGUGCGAUUCCACCAGGCCCAUACGCGCGCUUUAUUCGCUUCACUCUGAUUUAUUUAUAAAAGGGAUUUUUAACUUGGAAACGGCCUUUUAUCACGCAAAGUAUGAUGCUCUGUAGACUGAAUCAUCCUUCUGUAAAGCCUAAGUAUCCGCAUAACACGUCAAAUGAGAUCUUCGUCAACUUUGAGUAAUGUGGUUAGUUUUGUCUUGCUACAUUUACAAUUGUGAAAUAAGUAAAAAUUAAAAUUACAUCAUAUCACAGAUACCGUGUUGCCUUCAGUAUACGAUGGUCAACCUUAGUAAAGCUCAAUUUUGCAUCAUCGAUAGGACAAAACCAACUUAAAUUAAAUACUUGAUAUAUUAAUGCUGACGCUUCAGGGUAGAUGUUUUCAAAACCUGCGUUUGGCUGCGAGUAUGAUCUGUUUUGAUGAUUCUCUGUGUUAUUCUCUCCUAAGAUUGGUUUGGCUGUGGACGACAUCAAAGGUGUCCAGGACCAGGCUGUACUCGAGCGCCAAGCCAUGUUGGUACGGAUAAAGCCAGUAGCCUUAUAGAAACUCAAAUUCCUACACAGACCCCCCCGUAUACGCCCAGCUCCUUUCCUCUUCUCUCUUUCACGAGAACGGCUUGGGAUUGAUAUUAAGGAAUGUUCCAUCGAAAUGACGUUACUCUCACUUACCUAUAGUUUAUCUGUUUGAUGGUUACCUGGACGUAAAUCUUUAAAAAACUGAUUGACGGACUGAUUGUCUGUCUGACUGAUUAGCUGGCUGACUGACUGAUUGAUGGACGGACUGACUGAUUGAUGGACGGUCUAAAUGAUUGAGGGAUGGACUAACUGAAUGAUAAAUGGAUUGACUGAUUUAUGGACUGACCGACUGAUUGAGGGAUGGACUGACUAAUUGAUGGACGGACUGACUGAAUGACUGACAGACUGACCGACUGACUGACCGACUGACGGACUGAGGGACUGAUUGACUGACUCACAAACUGACUGAAUGUCUGACUGAUUGAUUAUCUGUCUGAGUGAUUGAUUGACCGAUGGACUGACUGAUCGUCCGACUGAUUGACCGACUGACUCACUGACUGACUAACUGACCAACGGACUGUCUGACUGACUGUUGAAGUAAAUGACUAGUUGAUUGUUUGAUUAAUCGGCUGCGUCUCACAGAAACGAGCAAAACACGUCGAGAUCGAAGAAUGAAGUUUGACACCCACCCCUAGCGCAGCCUUGAAAGACAUUUCUCGCUUUCAAUCCAUGCAAAUGUUUUACUUCACUCUUGAAUGUGGUACCCUCUGUAAUAAUGGCAAUUCGUUUAGCUGACCGACUGUUUCUUUCUUUCUUACUGAAGGUUGAUUUAGCAAUGGAUGUAGAGAAAGCUUUGCCCAGAAGAAUUCGGAAGCGGCUUGUACCAGAAACGGAAGUCGUUCGACCAAACCAGUAUGAAGGGUUCAAAGGUUACUGGUACAGUCCCCCCAUCUCUGCAAAGGAAGUCCAAGAAGCGUUGAAGCCGAACAAGGUAAGUGCAAAUUAAUCCAUUUGCAACAAGAAAGGAUCAAGCUGAGAUACUUAAUUCUGCUUGUAAUACUUGUAAUAAUAUCCAUAAUUUUUGUGGUUUUACCUUUCAUUUUUGGGAGAUCCCCUUAUGGAUCCAGAAAUAACCGAUCAUGUCCCGUGGGGCGUAAUUUUGCCGGCAACUGAAGAAUUCGAGUCACAUUCAAGGUUCAUGUGAUAUGAUUAAGGGGGUGUCAAGAUACCUUGAGUCUAGAAAAAACUUGAGUGGGAUCACAGAGUGCACUUCGAUAAGUGUCUUAAAACCAAAGGGAUAACAACAGCCAAUCAUAACAAACUAUGAAGCGCGGGAAAACGCCAUUGAUCAGAUCGCAGUUUCUUUUAGUUUUCAAUCUGAUUGGUUGAGAAUUUCCGUGAGUUUUUUGGGCCAAUCACAGAGCGGAGAUAGCCAAACUAAAACAAUCCUGCUUCUCGUGUUUUUUGACAAUCAUUUGAAAAUUUCUCUACAGACAAAUUCACUCCCCAAUUUUUAUUCUCCCUCGGUGAAGGGCAAAAUGCAUCAAAAUUUGAUCAUUAUUUUGCAUGGUUAUUUAUCUUUCCACGAAAAUGGCUGAGUAACCGGAAUAGUUGGAGUAUUUAGGCUUCAUAUUUAGACUGAGGGUGAGAGUGAAUUUUAUCACAAGAGGACUGUUUUGAUGAACGACUAAUAUUUCGCCAUCAAGAGCAGGCUCAUGGUCACAGUCAGGCGGGAGUUUUUCUUAAAAUGGAAUUGAGAACUCAGAAAAAAGAAAUAGUGUAGAACAGUUGCUCUCUGCAGGGAGACUUGUACUCACUUCUUUGGUAUUUGACUCUCAACUUAAACCUCUGACUUUUGAUUUUCCUUUGCUGCUAUCUUGUUGUAGUCGUCCCUUGAAGUGUUGUCAGACCGAACGGAUGAACUCCAAGAGUCUGUGUUAGGAAUGAGGAAUCGCUUGAAAACAAUGCAGUGUAACCUGGAGGGGUUACAUAAGAUGCUGGCGGGAGUCGUCAAGAAACUUGAUGCCAACGUCGAAGGAGACGACGAUGAAGACGAUAAGUUGUUUUAG
Pocillopora meandrina is the source of this 21240-nucleotide messenger RNA. NCBI's taxonomy places the organism in Eukaryota, Metazoa, Cnidaria, Anthozoa, Scleractinia, Pocilloporidae. The record is from the annotation of a GenBank genome assembly.